This is a messenger RNA of Penicillium waksmanii, 456 nucleotides long. RefSeq lists its product as uncharacterized. Lineage: Eukaryota; Fungi; Ascomycota; Eurotiomycetes; Eurotiales; Aspergillaceae. The record is from RefSeq and is a predicted model, not a curated record. Bases 1 to 456 code for a protein of 151 amino acids. The transcript is spliced from 2 exons.
AUGGCUUUUGCUUUUAUUGAUUCAGCAGCAGAGAUCGGCGGAAGUCUCAGCCACUUUGGUGCGUCAACUCAAGAGCUCUUCCGAUCAAUUUUUGAGAAGGGGUCUAUACACUCGGGCAAGCGAUCUGCAUUUGCAUCUAGCAUGAAGGGAAUCGGGAAAGCCUCCGUUAGUGUCGUUCGAGCUCCCAUUGAUGUUGCCUUCGCAUUCACUCAAGGCUUGCACAAUGCGCCGAAACUCUGGGGUGACCACUAUGUAGAGUUGCCCGAGACUGUCGAGGGCAUACCAACCGGGCUCACAGCAGCAAGCAAGGAACUUGUAUUUGGGGUCUACAAUGGAUUUUCCAGCCUAAUACUCUUCCCUAGACAAUGUGCCGCUCACCAGAACAAAUUUGAUAUUCUCCCGGGGAUAGGAUUUGGAACCGUUUCUUGCAUUACGAAAAGUUUAUCUGGUAACUGA